Cladophialophora psammophila CBS 110553 is the source of this 1458-nucleotide messenger RNA. RefSeq lists its product as uncharacterized. The transcript has 3 exons. The coding region runs from base 1 to 1458 and encodes 485 amino acids. The record is from RefSeq and is a predicted model, not a curated record. NCBI's taxonomy places the organism in Eukaryota, Fungi, Ascomycota, Eurotiomycetes, Chaetothyriales, Herpotrichiellaceae.
AUGGAUACAGAAUCCUGCAACAAGUUGUUUUCCGAGCACAAGGAAGAGAUCACUCUACUCUAUGUCAUCGACGAUCUGAAACUUAGCCAAGUCAAAGGUGAAAUGCAAGGAAAAUAUGCAUUCAAAGCCACCGACAAACAGUUGACCUCUAGGCUGACCAAGUACGGAAUUUUCAAAAACGUUCAGCGGAACGAAGCCAUCAGAGUUCUCGUGGAACUGCAAAGGCUCCAGGUCUUGGGAGGGAAUCAUACGUUGUUGGUUGUGGCCAACGGUGUUCUUCUACGCAUCAGCGAUACCGAAAGCUACUGCAAAAGGACCCGAGUCCCCAUUCCAGAUGGAAGUAUUGAAGACCAUGAGCUUCCCCAACCUAAACCUUCCGACGAAUGCUGUGGCUUACAAGUGUCCACUUCAACAAGAAUUUCGAUCAAGGAGAUUGGGCACCCGAUAAAAAAAGGCCUCUACAACCGCAGCAAUGCUGAUAUUUCGGACUUGACACAGCUCAGCCUACUCCACAACAAGAUCUCUCAUGCUACCAAACAAUUUCAGGAAGGAAAAACCACGCCCGGAUGGGCUCAGACUCGCCAAGCGUUCCUUCUGCUGGACCAGAUCGUGAAAACAAAGCAUCAUCGUCAGUUCUCUGACAUUCUCGGCAUUAUACGUAUGCUACAGAAGGAUGGUCCUAAGGUCCUACUCCAAGAAGUUCCGACCAUCCAAGGCCAACUCUGCAAUCAACUGCAUGAGUUGGCAGAAGAAGCAUUGGAAAGCGGCGACCCAAGGAGAGGCUUCUUCGAGACCCUGAAGGAGCUGCCAGAAGACGGGCAAGGAGACCCACAAGGGCACAUGGUCCUGGCUUUCGAUGCAUACUGUCGUGACUUGUGGAUGGCAAGAGUUCAGGGCGAUGAUAUUAAAGCCUAUUAUUCAUACAACCAGAGCAGCUUCCCUCGGGCAGACAGGGGUCGAUUUUACGAGAAAUUCGAGGGAAAGCACCGCGAGGAGAUUUUGGUCAUGCUCAGGGAGGUGGACAACAAGCUCGGCCGCUACUCAAUCCCGACAUUCUGCCUCUGGCACACUGCGCUCCAUUAUCUCUCCGUGGAGCGCAGGUUUUCAGAUGCUGAGACUAUCAGCUCCGAGCUGUUGAGGCGUGUGGCCGAAGUUGACGAGGUUUCGUACAGCAGCGGACAACUUAACUUUGACGUUUCGAGGACCUACCUGUUCCUAGGUGAUGCACAGCAAGAGCAGGGAAAGCUGUGGGAGGCCUUGGCUAACCUGGAGGUGUCAUUGAAUUUGCGUUGCCGCCCUGUUCCCGUUGGUGAAUGGGAUCCACUGUUGAACGCGAUCUUGGAAGCAUUGAUAUCUGUCGGAACAGCUCUCGGCGAAGACGAUCGUGUUGCAGUCUGGGAGCAGCACCAGGAUGCAAUAUCUUCUAGUCUGGAGCAGGUUGAUAAAAGAGAUCGAUAG